Pecten maximus is the source of this 790-nucleotide messenger RNA. Its product is annotated as piggyBac transposable element-derived protein 4-like. The record is from RefSeq and is a predicted model, not a curated record. The annotation marks the transcript as partial. NCBI's taxonomy places the organism in Eukaryota, Metazoa, Mollusca, Bivalvia, Pectinida, Pectinidae. The transcript has a single exon.
AUGCGACAAUACAUUCCUUCUAAAGCCGCAAAAUUUGACAUAAACUUUUGGAUGCUUUGUGAGGCGGCCACUGGCUAUGUUCUACAAAUGAAUGUAUAUAGAGGUCGACACUUUGAUCCAACUCCAAGAGGAGAAUUACAGGGAACAAAUGUAGUGCUUAGCCUUUUAAGAGAUUCCUCGCUUUUUAACAAGGGAUACCACGUGUUUUGUGACAGUUUUUUUACCUCCAUCAAUCUCGCAUCAAAUCCCCUCGCACACAAUACUUAUGUUACAGGAACACUGCGCAAAAACCGACCAAUGCCACGCACGAUUCAACAAGCAGAUCCCCUCGCUGGAACUGCCAUUUAUAUGCGACAGAGAGAGACUUUAUGUGUAGCGUAUAAAGACGCAGUGGAUAAGAAACCAGUGCGUAUGUUGAGCACAUUCCUCCCGGCGCAGGACCUCCACAACGGACGCUCGAGAAUAGUCGACCAGUAUAACAGGUACAUGGGAGCCGCCAAUUCUUCCGGCGCUGUUAUGAGCGCAUAUAGCGGACUUCGGCGAAACAAAAAAGUGUGGAAAAAAGUGGUAGUGCAUCUAUUUCAUCGCAUCAUGAUGAAUGCGUACCUACUGUACAAAAACAGCACUUCUGAUCGAGUAGUGUCACGUCUUAAGUUCAUUCAACACGUGAUUGAAGAUAUGGCUGGAGUUCAGCGCAAUAUCGAGAGGCCAAGACAAAGAAACCGUGUCGAUAUCCUCCCGCGGCGGAAAGAAAAAGACUGUUGCGUUUGCUCAAACCGUGCCCGUGGAG